Molecule: messenger RNA, 3275 nt
Organism: Dendronephthya gigantea
Lineage: Eukaryota; Metazoa; Cnidaria; Anthozoa; Malacalcyonacea; Nephtheidae
Exons: 7
Coding region: 35-2578 (847 amino acids)
Molecular function (GO): carbohydrate binding
Source: RefSeq, a predicted model, not a curated record
AAACCAAGAAAAAAUAUUAGAUCGUUCCAAGGUUAUGUGGAUAACAGUAGAAAUGGCGAAACUGCCUCAUAUUUUAAUGACUUUAAUAUUGGUCCUCACUCCCUUGACUGAAGGAAAAGCUAUAAGUUCACAAUCUGAAAGCAAAUCCACUGUGAAUGAAAGUGCCGGCAGUGCUGAAGCUAACAAUGCAAUUGGACUUGACAAUGAUGCUUCCGAAGAAGCUGGUCAUAAUAAUUUACUAAGCGAUCUUGCGAGAAUAUCAAAAGAUGAAGAGAGCAACAAUGCUGGAAAUAGACAGACAAUUGUCGGCACAGAAGUUAGUGCCGCGACUGUUAAGAAUUCAAACGCUAACUCAGACUCUAAUGAGAAUAUUGGUGCUGCUGAUUCUAGCACUCGUGCGAUGGUUAGUAACACACCAGCUUAUACAGAGGCUCCAACUUACUUUACUCCACCUAGUCCUGCUAGUGGGGGGACUGAGAGUACAACAACAAACAAUGACAUGAGCCUAGUGAGAUUAUCACAACCAACUCAUAUUGUUUUAAGUAAGAAUAAAAAUGAGGAAAAUCCGUUUUCAAAAUUGAUAACAUCCAAUGAAAAUACUCCAGAAGAAGAGAAGUCAAAUGACGCAGUGAAAAAACCUCAAGAGCUUUCGCCAUUGAUAAGCGAGAGGACCGAUAACACAGCCGUAGACGUGAAUAAUGUAAAUCAGGAAUCAGCCUUUAGUGAACCAGCCGUAGCAGAUGCAGCUGCUGCUCCUGAUGAAUCUAAACAAUUAAAGGAUAAAGAUAGUAGUGAGACAAACAGUGAACUAUCGUCUGCAAAACUUAACAGCGAUGCUGUGAAAUCUGAACAACAUUCUAAAAAAGUGGAAAAAGGUGCAAAAGAUGAAGUUACAGACCAUGUAGUUGUAUGUGCUGGCGAAAAACAAACCAUAACUUGUCCUGGGGUCGGCACUCUAAAUAUCGCCAAUGCUGACUAUGGUUAUGACAGCAAUAGCGGUUGUCCUGGUAGUCCAGAUUCACCACCGUGUCAAGCCAAUGGUGUUUAUCCUGUGGUGAAGUCUGCUUGUCAAGGGCAAGCCUCGUGUUUACUGCAGUCAGAUGGGCAGGAAUUCGGUGGUAUGUGUCCUGGGAAAGAUAAUUUUUUGAAAGUUGGAUAUUUUUGCCAGAAUGAUGAUUCGCCGUCGUCUUCACCACCACUAUCAUCACCACCACCACCAGCGACCUCUUUUCAACCUCCUUCAAGUUCCUAUACUUACCAAUCAUCACCAUAUAUCUCACCAUAUAUACCACAUCCGGUCUCAACGCAACCAACAUACUAUAAUGGUUUUAAUCAGGCCGGGACAAAUAGCUACAAUACUGGAUACAUGAACGACAAUUACCUCGGAAAGACAAACUACCCAUACUAUGGUACCUAUGGAAAUCAAGGUUAUUAUAAUUAUUACAAUCAACCGAUUCAAAAACAUCCUUUUCAACGCGGUGGAGGACAGGAUCGUUCUUUUCAAAGCAUGUCAAGACAACGGCCUGCUCAAACCAAUUAUGGAUAUAAGCCUUGGCUAUCUGCACGCAAGCCCGUGAAACGACCAGCCGCACGUCCGUAUCCGCCAAAAAAUAGAUUCCAAUACAGCCAAUACCGAGACAGUAACAGAAAUCCUCAACGUAACUACAACAAUUACUAUAAUAACUUGAAUGGUAACUAUAACACGAGAAACAAUUAUUAUGACACAAGAUAUUACAAUCAGGUAAAUUCACCAUCAGGUCAAAGCAAUACUGGUCUUCAGUAUCCACGGAAUUCGUACCUUGGGUCAUGCUACGCAUGUCAAAACUGUCAGGAAUGUUCGGAACGAGCCUAUUGCCAGGGUUGCCCCAAAUGCAAGCAGUUGUCUUGUAGUAAGAAGCCACCCAAAGAAGAGAAGUAUUUGGAUCCAAUUGAUAGCUUGGUUGAGGAAUUUGGAAAGAAAACUAAAGGGAUGACGCCGAUGGAAAUGUCAGCAGUUGUGAUCUCACCAGCUCCUAAGAUCUCAGGCAUCGUGCAUUCCUUCCCGCUCCGUGCUCCGCCUAAACCUCUCGAAGAAGACGAUGACGAUAGCGAUGAUGACAGCGAUGAAAAUGAGUUUUCUUUAUCUGAAGAUGAAAGUAAAAAUCGUGAGAUUGAAAAUCACGAAAGUAGUUUAUCCCAAAAGAAAACAUCCGUUUCAUCAUCUUCGUCCAGUGAUCAUUCUACAAAAAGCAAGAAAUCUAAAUUGAAGGCGGAAAAAGGCGAGAAAAGAAACAAGAUUUAUCAUCAAAAACACAAAGUCAGAAAAAUGUACGACGACGAUGAUGAUGAUGAUGGUUACGAUUUAAAGGUUUACAAAAAUCUUUUGAAGAAGACGAAACCAAAGAAACAUAAAAUUCAUCGCCAUAAACAUGCCAAUCACUCAAAGAGAAAGAAAUCUAAAAGACGACGUCUCAACAAACGUUGGUAUGAUGAGAAUGAAAAUUUAACAGAAUUUACUGGUGAGAGAGAAUUUGAUAUGGACCAAGGUGAUGACAGACCUGUUGAAAAAUCAUAUUAUGAUAGUGGUAUGGUUUGGUAGGGAACUAGACAUAUAAUAACCGCUAGUUUAAAACGCGAACUGUGGCUACAUGCAGUUAAUCUGAUUGACAUAAUGAUGUGAAGUAAAUUUUCACAAGUUGUAGUUGUGUUUUGCUCUCUGAUCUAGUCAAAAGACAAGUGAAUUAACGAAACAUCAGUUGCGCGUGUAUACGGCGUUUUUCUGUCGUAUUUUGUAUAUUCGCAAGGUAGCUACCGCAGCUGCAUGGAAAGAUAGAUUCCAUGAAAACGAUGUUUUAUACUUGGUUGGACCAAACUAUAGAAAUAUCAGACCUAUAUGAUUUGUGCUCUUAACAAUCAAUAGAAGACAUUGAAUAUGUUUGCCAGUUGUUAAUACAUGCAUGCAGGCGAAUAUAGACAGAUUUUUAUAGGCAAACCUAGCAUAGUUGAGUCAUAAAGGCAAUUUGAGCACCAGUCACACGAACAAGCACACUUUCUAUAGGUCUAAUAUUUUAUAGACCAAUCUUAGAUUCACUAGAAUCAGGAACAUGUACAUAAGUAGCUUGGGCACAUGCGCUAAAGGGGGCUGCACAUAACGAAGAAACAAUGCGGACCGGUGAUUUGAAAAUUAUAGUGUCGUUAAUACAGACAUUGUGUUCUUAUUACUCAGGUAAAUGUAAAUACCCCUAGAUCAUGAACGAGAGAAGAUGUACAUUGAUUUUUUAAUAAACUGCAAUCGC